AUGGCUGACGGAAGUGAAUUAAAUCAAUACAGGAUAGUAGGAUCUGUUGAAAGUGAACACAAAACAGUGUAUAAAAUAGAAGAUGGCAAAAAGUGGCGACAAUUCUUAGCUGCUACGAAUUUAAGUUCAGUAGCUUUGGGAACAACAUUGGGAUGGACAUCACCAGGUCUUCCAAAACUUUUAGAUGAAACUCACUCCGACUCUCCUUUAUAUUUUAUCCCUUCAAAAGAUGAAAUAUCUUGGAUCGGCAGUUUAUUAGCUGUUGGUGCACUUUUCGCGCCUUUCGUUGCGGGACCAUUAACUGAUAUUAUUGGAAGAAAGUGGACGCUUCUUAGUAGUUCAAUAUUCUUUAUAUUAUCAUACAUUCUUCUUAUUCUAACUUGUAAUGUUCCUCAAAUAUAUGUUGCGCGAUUGCUUCAAGGCUUUGGAGUUGGUUUUGUAAUGACAGCGCAAACAAUGUACAUCGGAGAAAUAUCAUCAACUGAUUGUCGUGGUUCUUUGGGAAGUUUAAUGCAAAUUGGAAUCGUAGUUGGGAUUCUCUAUGUCUAUAGUAUUGGACCUUAUGUAGGCUACAUUGCGUUCCAAUUUUUUUGUCUCAUUAUUCCGAUUGUUUUUGUUGUGACAUUUUACUUUAUGCCCGACUCUCCCCACUUCUAUAUAUCCAAAGGCAGAAAAGAAGAUGCACUGAACUCAUUGAAAUUUUUAAGAGGAAAGUCAUCAGAAGGAGUUCAAGAAGAGAUUGAUUCAAUUCAAGAGUCGGUAGAAAAAUCGAUGAAAAACAAAGGAAGUAAAAAUAUUAAUGAAAAAAUUACCAAAAAUCUUGCUUUGCUUUCGUUCAUAGCACUUAUUAUCACGGUUGGUCUAGUAACGUUCCAACAAUUUUCUGGCAUCAACGCUGUUCUUUUCUACGGUCAAUCGAUUUUCGAGUCAGCAGGAAGUUCAAUGGAUCCCGCUAUUGCUACAAUAACUAUUGGUAUUGUCCAGGUUCUUGCAUCAUGUUGCACACCUUUAGUUGUUGACCGACUUGGACGAAAAAUAAUUUUGCUGGUUUCAUCUGCGGGCAUGGCGAUCGGUUUGGGGCUCCUUGGAUUUUUUUUCUUUUUAGAUCAUCAAGGAUCUGAUGUUACCAAUAUUUCAUGGCUUCCAAUUACGUCAUUGAUUGGAAUUGUAAUUAUUUAUUCUGUUGGGUUUGGUCCCCUGCCAUGGGUUGUAUUUGGUGAAAUGUUUCCACCAAAUGUCAAAUCAACAGCAAGUUCCAUCGUAACUUCUGUUUGCUGGAUAUUCGGUUUUGCAGUAACAAAAUGGUUUUCAGCGCUUCAAGAUUCUAUUGGAAGUUAUGGAGCAUUUUGGCUUUUUGGAGUUUGUUGCUGUUUUGCAUUCUUCUUCACGCUUUCUUUAGUGAUGGAGACUAAGGGUAUGAGUUUGCAGCAGAUUCAAGAUAAACUUAAUGGACGUUGAUUGACAUUGAAUCGAAGACUUUAAAUGUUUGUUUAUUAAAACAAAAUAAAAUUUAACGAACUUACAUAUUCUAAAC
This is a messenger RNA of Clunio marinus, 1534 nucleotides long. The record is from the annotation of a GenBank genome assembly. NCBI's taxonomy places the organism in Eukaryota, Metazoa, Arthropoda, Insecta, Diptera, Chironomidae.